This is a messenger RNA of Sporothrix brasiliensis 5110, 1683 nucleotides long. Its product is annotated as DNA excision repair protein ERCC-8. Gene Ontology annotation, cellular component: nucleotide-excision repair complex; Cul4A-RING E3 ubiquitin ligase complex. Gene Ontology annotation, biological process: proteasome-mediated ubiquitin-dependent protein catabolic process; transcription-coupled nucleotide-excision repair; protein polyubiquitination. The transcript has 2 exons. Lineage: Eukaryota; Fungi; Ascomycota; Sordariomycetes; Ophiostomatales; Ophiostomataceae. The record is from RefSeq and is a predicted model, not a curated record. Gene Ontology annotation, molecular function: protein binding. The coding region runs from base 1 to 1683 and encodes 560 amino acids.
AUGAAUGAACUCGUGAAUGAGCGGGCGGCGGGCCGCCUUGGCCAGAACGCCUUUGCACGUCGUGUCUGCGCCGACCUUCUUCACACGUUCCGGCCGGCGCCGCCACUGCGGUUCGACGGCGGCGAGCUGGGCACCAACAUUGAUGUGGACGAGACGGGAGGCCCAUAUCGUGAUGGCCGUGGCGGCCGUGGCGGCCGUGAUAUGUGGGCGCACCAGGCGGGCGUCAACGCUCUAGCCCUCGAGCGGUUUGAUGGGCGUAUCAUGGUCUCUGGUGGCUCCGACGCUACGAUUCGUAUCUGGGAUCUGGAGCAGGCAGACAUGGCCGACCCGUCGAGCCACACGUUCCGCCCCGUGGCCGAAAUUGCGCGCGCAGGCGCCGUCGGCAGCCCCAACACGCGCGGCCCUUUCCGUGCCCAACAACAGCAGCAGCAGGCGACCCAUCUCCAGAGCAGCCACACGCCCGCCCCCACGAGCCAGGGCCACCGCUUUGGCGUGACGCACCUCUCCUUUUAUCCGUUUGACAACGCCGCGUUCCUGUCGUCGUCCUUUGACCAGACGCUCAAGCUGUGGGCCACCGACAGUGCGCGCCUCUCGGGCUCCUUCGGCCUUGGCUCCAAGGUCUACAGCCACGCCGUCUCGCCCGUCGCCGACCACCUGCUUGUCGCCUGCGCCACGCAGCAUCCGGCCGUGCGCCUGGUCGACUUGCGGUCCGGCGCGGCCGUGCAGUCCCUCGUGGCCGCCGGCCAGGUCGCCGGCGCCGUCUUGUCGGUCGCCUGGUCGCCACGCCACGAGCACGUUCUGGCCAGCGGCGCCGUGGACGGCACGGUGCGCAUCUGGGACGUGCAGCGGGCGAGCGGGCUGCUGGCGCUGCUGGACCAGGAAGACUCGCUUGGCCCGGCCGGUUCGUCGUCCGGUUCGUCUGGAUCGACUUCGGCGGCUGCUGCCCGCCCGGCCCGCGCGUCGGCCAAGGCCCAUGCCGGCCCCGUCAACGGCCUCGCCUGGACCGACGACGGCGCCUUUCUCGUGUCGGCCGGGCACGACCGCCGUAUCCGCGUGUGGGACAUGGCCACGGGCGCCAACACGCUCGUGAGCUUCGGGCCGUCCGUGCGCAACAGCGGUCUCAGCAGCGUGCCCAUGGUCGUCACCCCGACCGGCCUCACCGCGCCGCGCCAGGAACUGCUCGUGUGGCCCAACGAGUCCGAGGUCCUGGUGUUCCGCCUGCACGACGGCAGCAUUGUCACGCGUCUGCGCGGCACGGGCGCCACGCAGGCCGCUGUGCGUCUGCCCCAGGCGCCGCCGCCGCCGCCGCCGCCCUCUCAAUCCUUUCCACCGUCCUCGUCCGCCCGCCCCCGACCGUCGGUGGCGCCGACAACGGUCGACCGCUCGUCUGCACGGCGUAACCGCGUGACAUCGCUGGUCUGGCGUGGCGCUGGCGGUCUUGGCAGCGAAACGGGCGGCACGGCCAUGGGCGGCCGGGACACCGUGGGCGGACUCUACAGUGGCCACUUGGAUGGCCAGAUCCGGGCGUGGGCGCCCUCGGCAUCCGCGGCCAUGGACAGCGAAGCCGUUGUCGAGGACGACGCCGACGCGACGCCGCAGGCCUUGGAGGAGCGCGACCGCAAGCGGCGCGCACUGGAUCAGGCAUACCGCAGCCUGAUGGGCACGCAGAUUACGUUUCAGUAG